Myripristis murdjan (pinecone soldierfish) is the source of this 433-nucleotide messenger RNA. RefSeq names its product glucagon-1-like. The record is from RefSeq and is a predicted model, not a curated record. Gene Ontology annotation, cellular component: extracellular region. Lineage: Eukaryota; Metazoa; Chordata; Actinopteri; Holocentriformes; Holocentridae. Gene Ontology annotation, biological process: negative regulation of apoptotic process; adenylate cyclase-modulating G protein-coupled receptor signaling pathway; positive regulation of insulin secretion involved in cellular response to glucose stimulus. Gene Ontology annotation, molecular function: hormone activity; glucagon receptor binding. The transcript is spliced from 5 exons. The coding region runs from base 65 to 349 and encodes 94 amino acids.
CAUUUCAGAGACAAGCAGGACAAAUAACUGGACAAGUAUCAAAGCUCACCAAGGUGACCCAAGGAUGUGCCUACCUGUGUGGUGCAUGCUGGUCUUGUUGCUCUGUCAUGGCAGUCUGGAAAUGGUUGUGGACAAAACCAGACAGGCAAGAUGGCAUGCAUAUGAGGUGGAGAAAGGACAGAACAUCCUCAAAAACUUCAAAAGGCAUUCAGACGGGACAUUUACCAGCGACUUCACCAACUACCUGGACAAGAUCAAGGCUAAAGACUUUGUGGAGUGGCUGGCCAGCACAAAGCGUCUGGGGGCUUCUGGACUGGAUGGAGUUUUGACUCAGACUCCUUAUGUUUGACCUGCAGAUGUGAUGAAGAGCCGCUCCCUAUAGGAGGAGCAUGAGGCAACGCAGACAUAUAUCGCAUCACUUCUUCCAUCCGGC